CUCUCUAGAAAUGACCAAGUUCCGAUCUGGAGUGAUAGUUUUAAUAGCAUCUUUAUUUGCUUAUGCUAAUGUAGCAAGCGCUGUAGAAGAAGGAACCAUGCUUUUACCCGUAUGGAAUCAUCCUACAGAAGUCAUCGAAGGAGCUCCUGCACCCCAAGCUACUGCGUGUGCCAACCCUGGUCAGAUCGCUGUUACUUAUAACGAGGGCCCAAGUGAUGUAACAGCAAAAGUAUUAAACGGUUUAAAAGCAUCGCAAGCUAAAGCAAAUUUCUUUGUCAAUGCAACUUGGCUGUAUACUCAACAAUAUGCCAUGAUAUUACAGCGUGCAUACAAUGAUGGCCAUUUUAUCGGGAUGACCUAUCGUUCUCCAGGUGAUACUUCAGAAGGAUUGACAGACGAGCAAAUUAAAACUGAUGUGACUAAUACUGCCAAAAUCAUCGAAACACUUAUUGGUGUCGCACCCAAAUAUAUCCGUCUUCAUUAUUCACAGCCUGAAGAUAUUCGUUUAGAAAACAUCAUUCGUAACUUGGGCUAUACGCUGGUUGCUUACAAUUUGGACACAAUGGAUUAUAAUUACAAAGGAAACCCAGAUGGUAUUGCAGAGCUUUACAAGUCUGUUUUCGCCAAACAAAUCGAUACAUAUGAUUCCAAGGGUUCUUUUAUUUCCGUUCAAUAUGAUAUUCCCGAUACUGGUUCUUAUGAGGCAAUUUACGAUGUCGUUAAGACAAUCAACGAAGCAGGUUAUACCAUGGUGCGUCUGGAUGGAUGUUUAAAUGAUAAAUCGCCAUAUAAGGAGCAUGCCAACUCGAUGAAAUUUAUUAGCGAUAAACAUUCUUUAGGACAAGCAAACUAUAAAGCAGGUCAAAUCACACCAGAAAAGCCCGCCAGUACUUCAUCUCCAGCCGUCAAUGCUCAGGCUGUGGAUGCGGCUACGUUAGAGGAAGAAGCUUUGUUGAAAAAAGUUUCAGGUUCAGUGAUGAAUUCCUUUGACUGGAGCACUCUUGUGAUUGGCACCAUUGCGAUGCUUUGCACUUGGGCAUUUUAAAUAAUAACAAUAAUAAUAAAAAAACUUACCAGUCGUAUUUAAAUUUCGCAUAUUUUACAUUUUCUUCUCCUAAACCCUAAUUGUAUUUAACAUUGCCCUUUAUCCUUUUAAUUUUAAAACUCAAGUAUGUGUAAAAAAAACAACAGUGCUGAUCAUUUGAUAAAAAAAAAGUUUUUACUGGAUGAAACACAAAUAAUAAUUACAACCUAAUGAGGACAAGCCAAAGCACCCAUGGGAUCAUAGGCAGGUAAAACAGUAGGCUUUGUAUCUAAGAGUGCUACCAACUUCUUGGGGAUAUCA
Molecule: messenger RNA, 1345 nt
Organism: Mucor mucedo
Lineage: Eukaryota; Fungi; Mucoromycota; Mucoromycetes; Mucorales; Mucoraceae
Exons: 5
Coding region: 11-1045 (344 amino acids)
Biological process (GO): carbohydrate metabolic process
Molecular function (GO): hydrolase activity, acting on carbon-nitrogen (but not peptide) bonds
Source: RefSeq, a predicted model, not a curated record